Molecule: messenger RNA, 1005 nt
Organism: Chionomys nivalis (European snow vole)
Lineage: Eukaryota; Metazoa; Chordata; Mammalia; Rodentia; Cricetidae
Product: aldo-keto reductase family 1 member C18-like
Exons: 9
Coding region: 1-1005 (334 amino acids)
Biological process (GO): doxorubicin metabolic process; progesterone metabolic process; daunorubicin metabolic process
Cellular component (GO): cytosol
Molecular function (GO): ketosteroid monooxygenase activity; aldose reductase (NADPH) activity; androsterone dehydrogenase [NAD(P)+] activity
Source: RefSeq, a predicted model, not a curated record
AUGCCGAAGGUGGUAGGUCCAGCACCUUGCGAAUUGCGUUUUCCUCUGGUUGGUCAGCCUUCUGCCUUAUCAGCGAAAUCUCACUGCAUGAUUCCUGCAGACCGCAGAAAAAUAUUGCAUCUCAAGAAAAAGUCUAUGGAAUCUACCAAAAUAGCUAUAGAUGUUGGAUUCCGCCACAUUGAUUGUUCUCACUUCUACCAAAAUGAAGAAGAGGUGGCUCAGGCCAUUCGAAGCAAGAUUGAAGAUGGCACUGUGAAAAGGGAAGAUAUAUUCUACACUUCAAAGCUUUGGUCAACUUCUCAUCGUCCAGAGUUGGUCAGACCCAGCUUGGAAAGUUCACUGAGGAAACUUAAUUUGGACUACGUUGACCUCUAUCUCAUCCAUUUCCCAGUGUCUCUGAAGCCAGGGGACAGUCUUUUACCUCAAGAUGAGCAUGGAAAUUUAAUACUUGACACAGUGGAUCUCUGUGCGACAUGGGAGGCCAUGGAGAAGUGUAAGGAUGCAGGAUUAGCCAAGUCCAUCGGGGUGUCAAACUUUAACCGUAGGCUGCUGGAAAUGAUUCUGAAGAAACCAGGUCUCAAAUAUAAGCCUGUGUGCAAUCAGGUUGAAUGUCACCCUUACCUCAACCAGAGCAAGAUGCUGGAUUACUGCAAGAUGAAUGACAUCAUUCUGGUUGCCUAUGGUGCUCUGGGAACUCAGAGAUAUAAAAAUUGUACUAUUGAGGAUACCCCAGUUCUCUUGGAAGAUCCAGUUCUUUGUGCCAUGGCAAAAAAGUACAAACGGACUCCUGCCCUGAUUGCCCUUCGCUACCAGCUGCAGCGUGGGAUUGUGGUCCUGGCCAAGAGUUUCAAUGAGGAGCAUAUCAGAGAGAACAUGCAGGUUUUUGAUUUCCAGUUGGCUUCAGAUCAUAUGAAAAUUCUAGAUGGCUUGGACAGAAAUUUACGGUAUUUUCCUGCUGAUAUAUUCAAGGCUCAUUCCAGCUUUCCAUUCUGUGAUGAGUAUUAA